CCUCUUCUUUUCCAUUUAUGUCUUCCAUUCUUAAAAUUUCUUAAAAAAAAAUAUUUCAUCACUCCAUUUUAAUUUGCUGAUUUUCAAGAAACAAAAAAACCCUUUUCUUUACCUUUUCCGUCUGCCUAUAUAUACCUAAAUAUACACACAUGUCUCCCUACUACACCUAUUCUUUCUUUUCUUGAACUUAUCAUGAUGAGUUUUUGUAAGAAAAGUGUUCAUUCUUUUUUAGGGCUCACUAUUUCUCCCAUGAACAAUAGUUUUGAUAUUCUUGAUCAUUCAAAACCAUUAAAAACCAGCGGUUUAGGUUUAAUUACAGCCACUGAUAUUCAUACCUCUAAAUCACCACCUAACGUUCUUGAAUCCACAACUUUUAAGUCUCCAUCGCCGUCGCCUCCAUCUCCUCCGCCUCCGCCGCCUCCGGCGGCACCUCCAUUAUUCAAGAAAGACCCGGGUGGGGUUGGUUUUAUCGACUAUGUUGGCGGUGGUUGCACUGAGAGUUUAGGGUUUGAGAGCUGCGAUGAAAGACGAGUUGAUGAUGAGUCGGACGAGUUGUGUUCAAGAACGUCAACUACUGCGACAACUAGGGUUACUAAUAAUUGGAGGAAGAAUAAUAUUAGAGAAAGAAAAGAGGUAAAGAAAUUUCCGCCACCGCUUUCUUCUUUGAAUCAUAAUGGUCAGCCUAGUUUUUAUCUUAGACCGGUGAGGAAAAAUGGAAGAUUGGAGUUAACUGAGGUUAGAAUUGAUCGGCCGGAGAUUUUACGCGCUUCUCGUGAAGAUGGAAGGUUGAGAUUGCACCUUAUUAGAGAUGAUGACGAAGAAGAAGAUAAUGAUUGUAUUAAAGAAAUUCAAGAACAAGAAUGUGAACAUCAAGAAAAUCAAGAAUUGAUAGAUAUACAAGAAGAGGAAGUUCAAGAAAAUCAAGAAAUGGAAGAUGAACAAGAAGAGGAAGUUCAAGAAAAUCAAGAAGAGGAAGUUCAAGAAAAUCAAGAAAUGGAACAUGAACAAGAAGAGGAAGUUCAAGAAAAUGAUGAUGAAGAAGAAGAGAUAGCGGGAGAAUGGAGGUUUCCGGUGACCGGAGAAGGGUUUAGGAGGUGUCAUGAGCUAGGGGCUCAUCACCACCGCAAUGAUUAUCACCAUCAUCACCACCCCCACCAACACCACCACCACCACCACAAUAUGCAUGUAUGGAGACAACAUUGUGUGACAACAAGAUGAAAAAAUGGGAACAAAAAAUAUUAUAUGAUGAGGUGGGAUGUGAAAAAGAGAUAAGAUGGCAUGUAUGUAAAAUUUGGACGAGUGUUGUUGUUUUUUCAGAAGAUUUUAAUUCAAUUAAAUUAUAAAAAUACACAUGACACACAGUUGUUAUUCACUCAA
Messenger RNA from Mercurialis annua (annual mercury), 1377 nucleotides. Its product is annotated as protein FANTASTIC FOUR 1. NCBI's taxonomy places the organism in Eukaryota, Viridiplantae, Streptophyta, Magnoliopsida, Malpighiales, Euphorbiaceae. The transcript has a single exon. The record is from RefSeq and is a predicted model, not a curated record. The coding region runs from base 193 to 1218 and encodes 341 amino acids.